ACCAUCUGUCAAAUCGACUUCAGCCUUCCCGAAAGCAGCAAAAGGUUUUGGUGCGUACCGAGAAGGGUAAAAUUGUGUGACUUCUUACGCCGUACGGAAGUAAACGAAAACGCUGCAAUCAUGUCGCUGGUCUCGCACAUCCUGCGCCGUUCGAUCUCGCAAUCAAUCGUCCGCAAUGCCGAGGUCGGUGGACCGUCCGCUGUAGCUGGCCAUGAAGCCGGUGGCUACAAGGUGUGGAAGAAGCUGUCGUUCUUCGUCGCCGUGCCGGCGGUCGGACUGUGCAUGCUGAACGCUUACCUGAAGCACCAGGAGGAGCACGGUCACCCGCGACCGGAGUUCGUCAAGUACGAGCACCUGCGCAUCCGCAACAAGCGCUUCCCGUGGGGCGAGGGCAACAAGAGCCUGUUCCACAACCCGCACGCCAACGCGCUGCCGGACGGCUACGAGCACUAAACGGGCUGGGGAGGUGUUCUGCCCAUUGCUGUCGCUGCUGGUGCCGCGGACACGUGCUUUCCGUGCGCACCGGCGCGCAUAGUGUUGUUUAAAUAAAGUCUGUGAACGAAUGUACGAUUCAAUAAUCCUA
Molecule: messenger RNA, 583 nt
Organism: Anopheles arabiensis
Lineage: Eukaryota; Metazoa; Arthropoda; Insecta; Diptera; Culicidae
Gene: levy
Product: cytochrome c oxidase subunit 6A, mitochondrial
Exons: 2
Coding region: 121-453 (110 amino acids)
Biological process (GO): mitochondrial electron transport, cytochrome c to oxygen
Cellular component (GO): mitochondrial inner membrane
Molecular function (GO): enzyme regulator activity
Source: RefSeq, a predicted model, not a curated record